Messenger RNA from Aethina tumida (small hive beetle), 1567 nucleotides. RefSeq lists its product as uncharacterized. The coding region runs from base 89 to 487 and encodes 132 amino acids. The record is from RefSeq and is a predicted model, not a curated record. NCBI's taxonomy places the organism in Eukaryota, Metazoa, Arthropoda, Insecta, Coleoptera, Nitidulidae. The transcript has a single exon.
UUUGCUAGUAAACUUUGAAACUGUGACAGUGUGUCAGUUGUAGCAUCGAUUGUUUACCCAAAACCGUUUGUUGUUUAUAAACACCGCGAUGGCUUUUAUGAUGCCGGUUGUGAAAAACGAUUGGGACAUCUACAAGUCCAAUCGGUCCCGGAGAGUUUCCGAGUGCUCGAACACCUCGAAUUGCCGGUCGAGGAAGGUGUCCGAAUGCCGGUCGGAGGGACCCAGUCUUUCGACGUCGCCAGGCUCCGACUUCAUAACGUCGCCGACGCACCGCAGCGUGCCGGCCAACAUGUCUUCGAAACAAUACUCCAGGGCCAAUUCUCGGACCAGCUCCAACAGCUUGCAGAGUCCGGUGAAGAGCGAGUCCUGUUCGCCGCCGAAGUGCAACUCCACGACCAGCUUGAACAAGUUUCACAACAGAUUGUUGGACAAGUUGAAGAAGACCAUGAAGCACAAGGACGCGGACAACGAGAGAACGAGUUCAUGAGAUGGGGAGAAAAAGAAACUCCAGCACCUCCAGUAGAAAUGGGACGAUUGGGACUGUUUUGUUUGGGGUCAGUGACUGUUUAAGGCCGGCUAUUGCCAGGUAUAGCAAUUUGAUACAUUGCCCUGUGAUAUGUAGCUUAAUUUUUAUCGGUUCGAGCUUUUGUAGUUUUAUGAGUUUAUGGCUGGCUCGGUCUAGAGUGUUAAGUGGGGGACUGAUCCGGUAACGGAUAAUUCUUGUUUUUCGAUAUUUUUUAUAAAAAUAUAAAAAUAUGGAAGCCGAUUUUAAAAUUUCGACCGGUUUUUAAAUUUAGCCAAAGAUUCUUUUAAUUUUUACUUGGAUUCAGUAUUAAAUCAAUUUUCUAAAUCAAUUUAAAUUAAAUUGUUUCCUCGCUUAAGGGGUUCUCAUAGAAUCUGCUACAUUGAGUAAAGACUGUGCAAAGGAGGAUUUAACGGAGUUGAAAUGUUAUCAUAAAUAAAAUUAUUGCUUGUUAUAUUCAUAGGUUUAAUAGGUUGUACUUUGAAACAACUUUAUAGAGGGUUAUAUUUAGGAAGUACAGUUUAAAGGUCGCUUAACACCCAGUAACUUGGAAAGAUCUGGAAUAAAUGGAUGUUUAUUCUUUUACAUUCAACAAGCCUAUUGUAUUAAUUGUGAUUUUAAAUACUCUUAGGACUCUCGAUUCUAUUUUUCAACAUCUACCUGGUUGCUAGAUUGUUUGAGAGGCCUACAAGAUCUGUUACGACCAACCUUUUUUUCAGGACGGACGUUUACUUUGUCCGCACCUGAGAUCACUGCCCUCGACAAUUUUUCUAUUAUUAAUCAAAUAUUUUUAUGUAUUACAUUCCUACGACACAAUAAUGUAAUCAGUCUUAACGACGAAUAUUCUAACGAAUGCGUGAACAAUAAAUAAAUGUUGAAUAAAAUUUAUAUAAAUUUCUAGAUAAGUUAUUUUGUCAGAUGAAAUUUUAUUGUAUGUAUUUCGAUAUUUUCAUGUUUUCAUGACUAUAUCCACUUAAUGUGUAUAAUUGUCGUGUACUGAUUUGUAAAUUAUUUGUCUAAAUAAACAGCCUUUUGAAUGUAUAA